AAUCGCCUGUGAUACUGAAUGAUGCAUAAAAAAAACUAGUGUGUCCAAAGUUUAACAACUCGUUAUAAAAACAAACGGAAUGAGGAGACACGUGCAGCUCAUUAAUAUAAAAAAGGAUAGUACUUUAAAGUUGUAAAUCAGCUCUAAAAUAGAUCGACUCGACAAGGAAGGAGAAUGGGCAAUGUCUGCGUUAAACAUAAGAUCCAUCGUGUGUCCUGUAACCUACAGAGGAUGCAGACCGAUGGGAAGUUAUUUGUGGGGAGGAUGUUCUCUGUGCAGGACUCCCUCCCCAAACUGCCUGUCCCUCCCCUAGACCAGACCCUCCAGAAGUACUUACGAUCGGUCCGACCUCUGUUGACGGAUGAAGAGUACGCCAACACUCAAAAGGUAGUAGAAGACUUCAAAAGAGAUCCAGGUCCCAAGUUACAGAGUCUGUUGGAGAAACGAGCACAAAAGGAGACCAACUGGCUCUCUGAUUGGUGGACUAACACCGCCUACCUGGAAUUCCGUCAGCCUGUAACUGUCAACGUCAGCCCAGGAGUCGUGUUCCCUAAACAGAACUACACAGACAAAGAAGGACAACUCCGAUUCACAGCCAAAUUGAUAUCUGGUCUUUUAGAUUACAAAACCAUGAUAGACAAACAGACCCUCCCUGUGGAGAAGAUGGGGAAGCAGCCCCUGUGUAUGAUGCAGUACUACAAGAUCCUGUGUGGGUGUCGUAUCCCAGGGAAAAAGAAGGACACCUGGGUCUGUUACCCUCCAGACGAGGCCAACCCUCCAAAACACUUCGUGGUGGCCCACAACAAUGCUUUCUUUUUCCUGGAGGCCUAUGGCAGUAACAACCAGCCAUUGAGCACCGAUCAGCUGUAUGAACAGCUGAAAUACAUCGUGUACCAAUCUAAAGAGCAGGAGGUGCCCGUAGGACUACUUACCACUGAGAACAGGAACAAAUGGGCCAAGUCUUACGAACUCCUGAUGAAAGACAAGGAAACCAAAACUUCGUUAUCAAUAAUACAGCGUAGCAUAUGUGUGAUCUGUAUAGACAAUAAACUGCCAGACAGCACUCCCGGGGAGGAAGAAAGCACAGCCGCUAAAAUGAUGCUACACGGCGGAGGGAGUCAAUUCAACUCAGCCAACAGGUGGUGUGAUAAAACACUGCAGUUUAUUGUUGGGAAGAAUGGAGUCUGUGGUCUGAAUUACGAGCACACCACAGCUGAGGGGCCCCCCAUUAUAUCUAUUGUAGAUCACAUCCUGGAUUACUGUGAUAAAAAUGAGGUAGCCUCUACACCAUCCCCUGAUGUAAAAGCUCCUAGAAAACUCCAGUUAAACCUCAAAUUUCCUGAACUGAAAGAAAACAUAGAGGAAGCUGUAGAUAAUAUUGAUUCGUUAGUCAAGGAUGUAGAUUUAAAUGUGUUCAAAUUUACGGAGUACGGAAAAAACUUCCCCAAGAGCCAGAAGCUCAGUCCCGACAGCUACCUACAGAUGGCCUUCCAGCUGGCUUAUUACAGGUUAUAUUCCAAGCCCUGUGCUACGUAUGAGACAGCUUCACUGCGUCAGUUUCAGCUGGGUAGAACAGACACAAUCAGGUCGUGUUCCGUCGAGUCCCUGGAGUUCUCUAAGGGAAUGAUGGACUCUGCGUUAUCCAAGCAGAAGAAAGCCGAACUUCUGAGGAGGGCUGUGGCUGAGCAUAAAAACUACGUAGCAGAGGCAGUAAAGGGGCAAGGCAUUGACAGACACUUACUGGGACUUAAACUGAUUGCUCUUCAGAAUAAUAUGAAAGUUCCAGCCCUGCAUAUGGACAUGGCUUACUCUCUAAGCAGUCAUCAUAACGUCUCAACUAGUCAGGUACCAGCUAAGCAUGAGGCUUGUCUGGUGUUCGGCCCCACGGUUCCUGACGGUUAUGGCGUCUGUUACAACCCUCAGGAGAAACAGAUUAUUUUCGGAGUUUCCGCCUUCAACUGCUGUCCUGAGACGGAAUCUAGGAAAUUUAUAAACUCAAUCAGACAGUCUCUACACGAGAUGAAAACCGUCUUAGAAGGAAGUGUGCAAUCAAAACUGUAACAUGUGUGGGCAUUAGGUUAGAUACUUGUUUGAUAAGAUAUAUUGGCUGAGCUUGAUUUAAAUCUCAGGUCAAACCAUUCAAUUGUGAUUUACAUGUAAUAUAUGUAACUGUGAUGAUAUGUAUACAUGAAAUAUGAUUGUGAUAAAAUUUUCAGAAGAGUAUGUUCUGUAGUGAUGUAACAAUAUACCAGCAGAAAAAAAUUGUAUGUUUGUUAACCUUUAUGAAUUGGUGCUACAGAAAAUAUGGCAUUCUUUGAAUCAGUGUUUUAGAAUUUUUACUUGUAAUAUAAUCCUACAGGAUUUUAGUCUUAAGUUUGAAGAGCAGACAUUUUUCUAAAUGUUCAUUAAUUUUAUUAAAAGUAUUCUACCCUGCUUUUUUGAGACUAAGUUAAUUUAGUCAAAAAAUGCUCUGAUUAUGUAGUAGUUUCACUAAGAUGUUAUACAUGCAGUGUUUCAGUUAAAAUUUUUGUUCAAAGCACAUUUUAUCAAGUACUUUCUUCGAGUUCCCACCAGUGUGUGUACAUGGUAUUAUUUUAUCUGAAUUAAUUUCUUUGAGACAUUACCAUGGGGUAAAAUCAUGUUGAUUGGUGUUAAUUGUUUAUUAUACUGUAAUCCUGAUUGUAUUACGUGAGUUGGGACAGCUUCUAGUCGUGUUGUCAUAGCAACCGUGUUUCCCACUACCUCCCUCGUCUUCCCAUGUCUUCAUUCCAUAGCUGUGAUUAGCCAAUCUGUUUACUAUAAAUUACUGUUGUAUACAUGAUCAGUACAUGUCAGCAAAUAUUAUAUAUAGUUUGUGCAUUAAUUUUUUCAGAAUUUCAGGUUAGAUUUAUUGCUACCAUUUGGUGGUGGUGAAAAAAAAGCCUCAGUGUACCUACAAUUAUAAAAAAUCAGUAGCUGAUUAGAAUUCCAGUGUUGUUCAUUUUUUUUAUGGAAUGAAUUAGAAGUGUAGAUUCACAACAAUGGUGUUAAAAUAUAUCUUAAUAAAUAUAAAUUUCAAAACAAAGAAAUCCUUUUGAUUUUCCUAACAUCUUUUAGUUUUCAUCAUUAUGCUUGGAAGAAAGUGCAAUCUAAUUACUUCGUGCACCAACAUUGUUUGAAGCACUACAGUUCGAUUUUGACCUUUGAAUGAAAUAUUUGGUAUCAUUAAUUACCAAGUAAAUAUUAUAGGAACUAUGAAGUAUUUAAUCAAUGGUACAUAUAGCCCAUAGAUUAUGAAUAUUCCUUGCGAAAAAAGUAAAUUAAAAUGAUUUAUCUCUAGCCUUUCUC
Saccostrea cuccullata (small rock oyster) is the source of this 3327-nucleotide messenger RNA. RefSeq names its product carnitine O-acetyltransferase-like. Gene Ontology annotation, biological process: carnitine metabolic process, CoA-linked. The record is from RefSeq and is a predicted model, not a curated record. NCBI's taxonomy places the organism in Eukaryota, Metazoa, Mollusca, Bivalvia, Ostreida, Ostreidae. Gene Ontology annotation, molecular function: carnitine O-acetyltransferase activity. The transcript has 14 exons. Gene Ontology annotation, cellular component: peroxisome. The coding region runs from base 175 to 2061 and encodes 628 amino acids.